AUGAAACAAAAAGACGCUCUUACAGUUCUUCUGACAGGCAGGUCUGAAGCCGGAUUCGCCGAACUUAUCGGACGCAUGAUCAAGAGUAAACAGUUGGCCUUCGAUCUGGUCUGCUUGAAGCCAGAAGUUGGCCCGAACAACCAACGCUUUGCAUCCACUAUGAAGUUCAAGCAGAACUUCCUAGACGACCUAAUGCGUACGUAUAGGGAGGCUGACGAAAUCCGGGUUUACGAGGACCGUGUAAAACAUGUCAAAGGUUUCCGUGAAUAUUUUGAGCAGUUCAAUAGAGAUGCUGCGACAGGCGGUCCGUCUGCUACACGAAAACCCAUCACCGCUGAGGUGAUCCAAGUAAUGGAGAUGGCCAAGUACUUGUCUCCAGUGACCGAGGCAGCCGAGAUCCAGCGUAUGAUCAACGCACACAAUGGAUCACUGGGAAAUCCAAGUGCAAACAUCACCAAGUCGCCCUAUGGCAGACUUGAAUUGUCCAAGACCACAUUCUACACAGGGUACCUCCUGUCAAAUGCCGACGCUGUUCGGAUAAUAGAUAACAUCUUCCUUCCACUAAUCUCAUCCAGCGUUGCUGACACAAGUGAAAUCAAGUUCAUGUCGAACAGUAUCCUGAUCACGCCACGGUCUGCUCCCGAACCCAUCCGUGACAAGGUUGGCGGACUGGGGAAGGUCGUCCGUUGGCGUCUCACAGACACAGGCCAUUUUGAACACAAGCUAUGGGCUGCAAGAGUAAGCCCGCUCGAUAGUUCAGUGGUCAUCCACACUGAUAAUCCAGAACCCAUCAUCGUUCUUGGUAUGCGCAAAGGCGUACGGCCAGCAGAUGCCAACAAGAUCCGUAACUGGACGCCAGUUACCAAGGAUGAUUCACUAGUAUUCGACACGGUAGUCGGUGAGAAGACUAUUCUGCGCGUGCAGGAAGAGGAUGUAGCACGGAACGGCGCUGCAAGCCGCGGAGGCAAGAGAAGAUUCCAGUCAGACACUCGUGAUGAGGCAGACACAUCUACGCGGGGUUACCGCGAUAUGCAGCAGCAUCGGCCACCCGCCCCUGAAUAUUCAGGUGGCAGGCCCCCCCAGAACCACAAUAAUCGCCAUUAUAACGGACCACCACCCCCGUUCCGUGGGAACCGCGGUAGAGGUGGGCGAGGUGGAAGAGGUGGCCAUGGUCGUGGUCGUGGCCGCGGUCCAGGAGGUAGAGACAACUAUGCAUCCAGGUAUAGGUCCCUGGAUGACCAUGCUGUCGCGGCCGGCAGUCACGAUAACAUGAUGGACGGGAGAGGGCCUGGUAGAGGACCUGGUGGUGGCCCAGUGAUGAACUAUUAG
Messenger RNA from Trichophyton benhamiae CBS 112371, 1329 nucleotides. RefSeq lists its product as uncharacterized. Gene Ontology annotation, molecular function: RNA binding; rRNA methyltransferase activity; histone H2AQ104 methyltransferase activity. Bases 1 to 1329 code for a protein of 442 amino acids. Gene Ontology annotation, cellular component: box C/D methylation guide snoRNP complex; small-subunit processome. NCBI's taxonomy places the organism in Eukaryota, Fungi, Ascomycota, Eurotiomycetes, Onygenales, Arthrodermataceae. The transcript is spliced from 2 exons. Gene Ontology annotation, biological process: rRNA methylation; box C/D sno(s)RNA 3'-end processing. The record is from RefSeq and is a predicted model, not a curated record.